AUGCGAUCCCAACGACUAGUUAUUCUUCUGGCCAUUGUUGUUCUUGCAUCUAUAUCCCUCAUCUUACUCCGUUCCGAAGACAACCCUGAACCCACACCCCCAACUUCAUACGGAUCUGAAGUUUUACCCCCGGAGAAGGUGCAUCCUAUCUCGCAUUUGAUCCAGGAUGCACAACUGUCCUUUGAUCAUGUGCAGUCUCGCCAAUCCACAAACCUGGCCGAGGCCGUACAGGAAUACGAACGUCGCUACAAGAUGCACCCGCCACCCAAUUUUGACAAGUGGUUCAAGUUCGCUCAGUCUAAGGGGGUGCAACUAAUUGACGAGUUUGACACGAUAUACCACUCCCUGCUCCCAUUCUGGGCCCUGAAGCCACAAACCAUACGUUCACGUGCUCGGGAGACACUAGGUUUUGAUAAUGCAGUGAUAGGUGUUCUGAUACGGGAUGGGAAAGUCACAUUGACGGACGGCGGCGGAGAUGGUGGUAGGUGGCAGCGUGAAGCUACGGUCGGCAUGAUGGAGAACUUCGUGCGGUAUCUACCUGACAUGGACCUGGUGUUCAAUCUUCAUGACGAGCCACGGGUUGUUAUCCCUGGUGAUGAUCUUCGGCGCCUUGUACAGAUUGCGACAGACCGCAUAAUUCCGGCUUCCUUUACGCGCGAUAGUCCGAUAAACGCUUGGUCAACCCGAGCUCCAGAUGUGAACAAGGGUGAUCGUAUCGACGAAGUGCGCACGACGCGUUUCAACCGUUUUGCUCACCAGCCGACCUGGUCCAACUCCCGCAUGUCCUGCCCAGUCGAUAGCCCUGCACGAUCCCUCGAAGAAGAACAACCGGACAAUUCUGAACCAUACGCUCUCGGUGAACUGGGCUUCAUAUACAACACCACAUCCUUUUCCGACAUAUGCUUUACCCCCUCCCUUCGUUCCACAUACGGAUUCUUCGACCGUCCCAAUGCAUUUGACAUCGUUCACGAUCUAUUCCCUAUAUUUUCUCAGAGCAAAAUCUCUAGCUUCCAAGAUAUCGUUUACCCUAGCCCUUGGUAUUGGGCAGACAAAGUGCCAUAUGAAAAGGCGAAGGAUUUUGACUGGGAAGCUAAGACCAACCGCAUGUACUGGCGUGGCUCAACCACCGGUGGCUUCUCUCGAGCAGGUGGUUGGCGUCGCCAACAUCGGCAGCAGUUCGUUGACAAUGUCAACUCCCUGGGUACAACCGAGAUUCUGGUCCAGCAGCAGGACGGCUCGUGGGUCUCGCAGGAGGUCAAGAAGGACCAAUUUAAGGAUUUAUUUGAUGUCAAAUUCACAUUUAUCGGACAGUGUGAUCCCGACGACUGCCAUGCACAGGAGGAAUAUUUCGAGGUGGCCAGAGCGGCAGGACAACAAGAUGCGUGGGCACAUAAGUUUUUGGUUGAUGUAGAUGGCAAUGCCUUCAGUGGACGAUUUUACGCUUUUCUACAUAGCAACAGCUUUGUCUACAAAAUCGCCAUCUUCCGCGAGUGGCAUGAUGAGUGGCUUAAGCCGUGGGUGCACUACGCGCCUCUCAGCCUGAAGGGUAACGAACACGCUGAGAGCAUGCGAUACUUUGUAUCAGAAGAUGAUGGCAAAAGGGCAGCUCCCCAGAUCGCCGCUCAAGGUCAAGAUUGGGCCCAAAAAGUGUUGCGGAACGAAGAUUUGGAGGUUUGGUUUUUCCGUCUACUUCUCGAAUAUGGUCGUCUUGUGGACGACAACCGAGAAAACAUUGGCUUCUCGCUAUGA
Penicillium taxi is the source of this 1749-nucleotide messenger RNA. Its product is annotated as putative capsule-associated protein CAP1. The record is from RefSeq and is a predicted model, not a curated record. The transcript is spliced from 3 exons. Bases 1 to 1749 code for a protein of 582 amino acids. Lineage: Eukaryota; Fungi; Ascomycota; Eurotiomycetes; Eurotiales; Aspergillaceae.